This is a messenger RNA of Schizosaccharomyces osmophilus, 1155 nucleotides long. RefSeq names its product Ubp4 interactor Sfp47 (gene sfp47). The transcript is spliced from 4 exons. Gene Ontology annotation, molecular function: protein binding. The record is from RefSeq and is a predicted model, not a curated record. The coding region runs from base 1 to 1155 and encodes 384 amino acids. Lineage: Eukaryota; Fungi; Ascomycota; Schizosaccharomycetes; Schizosaccharomycetales; Schizosaccharomycetaceae. Gene Ontology annotation, cellular component: plasma membrane; cytoplasm.
AUGGAUGAUGGAGAGUUUACUGUGGAAAACCUAUUGGAAUGGAACCAUGUGGUAAAACAAAGGAUGGUAGUAGAACAGGACUAUGCAGGAAAAUUGGCUCGACUGACGAAAUCUCUGAAAGGAAGCCACAGUAGUUCUUCGUUGAAAGACUUCUACAAAAGAGUUAGUACUGAGAUUAUGAAUUCCAAUAAAGAGCAUCUAGAAGCAUACCGCUAUUUUCAGCUUCAGGUCUUUGAGCCAUUACAGGAGCAUGUAAAUCGUGCGGUGAAACGGUCUUCAACAUCUAUAUUAUCCAUGGAAGCUACUGACGUACUCUUGGCCAGCAUGGAGAAUUUUAUACUCUACACUAAUCCGGAAUUUAGCCAACAGCCCGAACAGUCAUCAUUAUCUUCUUCUUCUGAAUCUCCUACACAUCUUUCUGAACCUAUACCCGAGCUGAGAAGAUCUCUUUCUCCCUCUUACCUAGAGUAUGCUGAGCUAGAAAAUCGGACAUCGCGACUAAGCGAGGCAUUGACGAUGUUACGCCUCAAUCCUCUUAUUUCAAAUGAUUUAAAAGCAUUUAACUCUAAAAAGGAGCCUUCUGAUAUAAGUAAGGGUAAGCAGGCACCUUUACCGGUAUAUAAUGCUCAGCCAGAGUCCUUGAAAGAUACAAUUGAUAGAGACCCACGAGAAUUUCGCGUGAACGAACCGAAGAAGCAUGCAUUACCUUCUUCCUAUUCUCCCCAAAAAGGAGGAAUGAAUCCUUCGCAAGUGGUUACUUCCAAUGGCUGGGAAUCACCUCUGACAUCUUCCCAUGUCUCUCCUCUAAAUAAUAUGCAUCCUGAAAGUCUGCAAAAGAAAUCUUCAGCUAAAUAUCAAACUUCUUCUGCAGCCCAUCCCUCAAACACAGCUCUAUCGGAGAACGACAGCAUAGAGAAAUACUUUUCGACGCAUCCAUUGAUAACGCCUGAUGGAUUUCCGAUUUUUGGUUACGUGCGUGCAUUGUAUAAUUAUAGGGCUCUACUUUCCUCAGAAAUCAGUAUGCGAUCGGGCGAUAUAUUAAUUGUUCUGAAUCGACAAAAGGACGGCUGGUGGAAGGGUCGUGUUGUUGAACCCACAGUUGGACCUGUUGGAUUGUUUCCUUCUAAUUACAUUCAGGAAUUAGAUUCUACCUAA